GAAGCAUACACCUUACACCUCUUAAGAGAGGACUGUUAAAAUCUAUUCCUGCGUCGGAGUUGGCGAGUUUGAGGGCAGAAUUGACGUUCAGAAUUGACAUUCUGCUUAUGGUUUUAUCAUUGAGAAGCUUGGAAAAGUUGUCACUGAUUGACACCGUGUAAAGUAUGAUUAAUUGGAUGAGUUUGAAUUGAACAAGUUGGAUUUGUAAUUGAUGUCGGGUUUGGUUUGAGAGGCACACAUUUGGAGGUGUCCGCUAUUUAGACUCUGAUCACUGAUAUUCAUAUGGGUUCCCAGUCCUCCAAACUCUUGUCAUGUUGUUGGGUUUCACGACAUAGCACAUCUAUUGUUGAGGCACCUAAUGUUGAGAAUGAAGAGGAGGAGGUCAGCAACUUGCCUGCAUUCCGUGAAUUCACACUAGAGCAGCUAAAGAAUGCCACUUCUGGUUUUGCGGUAGAGGAUAUUGUGUCGGAGAAUGGUGAGAAGGCUCCAAAUGUUGUUUAUAAAGGGAAGCUGGAGAAUCAGCAGAGGAUUGCUGUCAAGCGCUUUAAAAAAACAGCUUGUCCAAAUGUGAAGCAAUUCUUGGAAGAAGCGAGGUUGGUUGGCCAUCUCUGUAACCAUUGGUUGGCAAACUUGCUUGGUUAUUGCUGUGAAGAUGAGGAGAUGCUGCUCAUGGCUGAAUAUAUGCCCAACAAUACACUCGCAAAACACUUGUUUCACUGGGAAACACAACCUAUGAACUGGGCAAUGCGAUUGAGGGUGGUUUUACAUGUUGCACAAGCUCUGGAAUAUUGUACAAGCAAAGGCUGUUCCGUCUAUCAUGACCUAAAUCCUUGCAGAGUUUUAUUCGAUGAGGACUGUAAUCCUAGACUUUCGUGCUUUGGCCUGAUGAAAAGUAGUGGGAAUGGAAAUAUUUAUAGUACAAAUUUGGCAUUUUCUCCUCCAGAGUUUCUGAAAACCGGUAUCUUUGGCACUCUUUUGGUUGAUGUUCUUAGUGGGAAACAUAUUCCCCCUAGCUAUGCCCUUGAUUUGAUACGGGACAGGAACCUUGAGAUGCUGACAGAUUCUUUCUUGGAAGGAAAAUUUUCCGAUGAUGCCAGGACUGAGUUAGUACGCUUGGCUUCUCGAUGCUUGCAAUAUGAACCCCAAGAAAGGCCAAAUCCAAAGUCAUUAGUGGCUAUUUUGACUACUCUUCAGGAAAAUACCAAGGUUCCUCCUCAUGUCUUAAUGGGCAUCUCGCCCAGUGCUUCCUUCUCACCUAAAUCCCCACUUGGUGAAGCAUGCUUAAGAAUGGACUUGACUGCCAUACAUGAGAUCUUGGAGAAUAUUGGGUAUAAAGAUGACGAAGGUGUCACCAAUGAGCUCUCGUUCCAAAUGUGGACUGACCAAAUGCAGACAACAAUAAAUUCGAAGAAAAAAGGCGAUUCUGCUUUCCGGUGUAAAGAUUCCAAAACUGCAAUUGACUGCUACACACAGUUUAUUGAAGCAGGAAUAGUAGGGUCACCAACAGUUUUUGCUCGCCGCAGUUUGUCUUAUCUCAUGAGCGACUCGCCACAGGAAGCUUUAAAGGAUGCAAUGCAAGCCCAAAUCAUAUCUCCAUCCUGGCACGUACUGUCUUAUCUACAAGCCUCUGCACUUUUCACCCUUAAAAUGGAAAAUGAAGCACAUAUAGCCCGUAAGGAUGGUUCAGCUCUUGAAGCCAGAAGGAGCAAAAGUGUUUGA
Camellia sinensis is the source of this 1719-nucleotide messenger RNA. NCBI's taxonomy places the organism in Eukaryota, Viridiplantae, Streptophyta, Magnoliopsida, Ericales, Theaceae. The record is from RefSeq and is a predicted model, not a curated record.